AUGGCCAAGGAGAAGCUGCAUGGUGGUUGGGAUGAAGCAUAUAAGUUGCUGCCUAGAUAUGCUGAGAUGAUUAAGCAAACUAACCCAGGGAAUUAUGCACUGAUAACAUGGGGGGCCAGUAGUGGGGAUGUGAACCCUGAAUUCAGAGAUUGCUUCUUCUCUUUUGCUGCACAAAUCAGAGGGUUUCUAAGGGGUUAUGGGGCUCAUUUAAGUGGUUUUUAUAAGGGCAUUCUACUCACAACACUUGGCAUUGAUGGGAACAAUGAAAUAUUUGUUCUGGCCUAUGGGAUAAAGGACACUAAGAGUUGUGAUAGUUGGACCUACUUCAUGAGAUGCUUAAGGCAAAUGUGUGAGCAGGAGGGUUGCAACAGCGAUGAUUGGACCUUCAUAAGUGAUAGGAUGAAGGGAGUUGAAUUAGCAGUUAGAGAAACCUUUCCUAAAGCAACUAGGAGAGUUUGCUACCAACACUUAUACAUGAACUGUAAGAACAAUGUCUUCAGUGGAUCUGCAUUCCACAAGUUAUUUUGGAUAGCUGCUGAUGCAUACAAUAACUAUGGGUAUGGUAAGGCAAUGGAGAAGAUCACCGAUUGGUAUACAUCAAUCAGAAGUUGGUUUAUGCAGAGGGUAGGGGCUAGAUUUGACAAGGCAAUUGACAUGGAGGAUGGCCAGCUUACUACAUAUGCAGUAAAAGAGUUGGAGGAUAGAACAACUGAGUCCAGGUUAUGUUAUGGCACAACCUGUGGAGGGGGUGAAUUUGAGUUUAGGGAUGGACAUGUUAACUUCCUGAUCAGGCUUGCAACAAGAAGUUGUGCCUAUGGGAAGUGGCAGAUCUGUGGAAUCCCCUGCAAGCAUGCACUGUGA
Spinacia oleracea (spinach) is the source of this 861-nucleotide messenger RNA. RefSeq lists its product as uncharacterized. Lineage: Eukaryota; Viridiplantae; Streptophyta; Magnoliopsida; Caryophyllales; Amaranthaceae. The coding region runs from base 1 to 861 and encodes 286 amino acids. The transcript has 4 exons. The record is from RefSeq and is a predicted model, not a curated record. Gene Ontology annotation, biological process: DNA transposition. Gene Ontology annotation, molecular function: DNA binding; transposase activity.